AUAGAAAUGGAGUGGCUCUUGCAGAUAAACUUGUGGCACUUACAGCAGGUGCCUACAACCCUCUUUUUUGUGCACAAGUGGCACUGCCGCCUGUCCUUGACGUUGCUCCUCUGACUGUGCCUGCUGGAACGUACCUCAGCAUCUGGUCAAAAGGUUCCAUCUAUCCAUGCAGGACCUGCUACAUCAGGCUCGCUCCUGCUGCUAUCUUCAGAGCUAUCACUCUUAGCUCUCUGUCUGCAUGACUACAUCCAAAGCUUCUUGCGUGCUAAAUCUUCUUGCCAUUUCGCCAACUAAUACUACUCCCGCCAAGCAAAGUCCAAUUUUGUUUGGGUUCUUGCUUGUCAUCUUGAAUUGUUUAUAAAAUAGAUUGCAGCCUUGUAAGAGAAAGGCCUUAUGAAGUCCGACACGCAAACGUGCGCGCAUGCACGGACGUUAUAUAGACACGUGAGCAAAUCUGAGCAGAAGACUAGAGGAGAUAGAUGAGCCGAGAGGAGUUAUCCGUGCACAUGCGGACCAUGAUGUUCAGACAAUGCUGCAGUCAUUUGAGGUCAGGUCUUUCCUUCCAAUGUUCCUUCUGGUUCUCUGGCUUCUUGUUGUUCACUCUCUUGAGCACAGAAUUGAGAUGUACGCGAGGAGUGCAGGUGAUGGUGACGGGCCCGCAGACCAUCCAGAAGGCUGUGGGCGCGAACGUAACUUUGGGCUGCAGCUACACACUAAGCCCCUCUGACACUGGAGUGCUUGACAUCGAGUGGUCCAUGGCCAGGCGAAACACAAUGCAUAGUCAUCAGACGCUAAUCACCUAUACCACAGGAACCGAAUACAUCCACGACAGUCGAGCUCUAACAAACGGGCUCAGCUUUGCUGCUCGUGAUCCCUCACUGGGUGAUGCUUCUCUCUCAAUUGCUCUUCUGUCACCUGCUGAUAGUGGUACUUACCAGUGUAAAGUGAAGAAACCACCUGGACUGGACAUGCGCAGAGUGUCAUUGGUUGUAAUGGCAAAGCCGUCUGUGCCUAAGUGCUGGGUGGAGGGAGGGGAGCUGGUUGGCGAGGCUGUGUCUCUGCGCUGCAAGUCUGAAAAAGGUUCCACUCCCUUAAAAUACGCGUGGUGGAGAGAAAGUGCAGACCCCAUCCCCGCUGCAGCCCCCAUCCCUGCUGCAGCCACACAGAACAGUUAUACCGGGGAGCUGAAAAUCAGCAACCACGCGCAGAGCUUCGCAGGCACCUACCUUUGUGAGGCAACUAAUGCUGUUGGAGCUGAACACUGCAGGGUCGACCUGAAAGCAAACAAACGGAGGACGCUCUACCUCCCAACAGCCGCCCAGGUCAGUCGUCGUCCUAAUUGGAGCACCAAUCAGCACCCACAGGUGACUUACUGUGAAAUCAGCAAGACUGAGGAGAGCUCUUUCAAUGAUGGAUGCACGCACACCCCUUCCAGCAACAGCAGCACACUGGUCAAAUAUGACAGCAAGUUUGGAUACGCAGUCUGACCAUCAACAAUAAUGCUCAUGAAAGACGGUCAGAGGUUUAGAGACUAAACAUAUCAGCAUCUUCUGCUCCUUGCGUCUUUGUGAACCAGCCAGAGCUGACAUGCUCAGUGUUUACAGUUUACCUCUCAGCUGGAGUGUGAAUGCAUUAGUCCAAAAUGUUUUAAUAACUGAUUUGACUCAUAACCAGGAAAACAACUAAAAAACAGCUACUUUGCAUAAAUUACAUUUUUUUGUAUAGUGUCUAUUUGUUCAUUUUUGUGCUUUGAAAUUUUCUGACUUGCAUUAAGAU
Monopterus albus (swamp eel) is the source of this 1776-nucleotide messenger RNA. Its product is annotated as coxsackievirus and adenovirus receptor homolog. NCBI's taxonomy places the organism in Eukaryota, Metazoa, Chordata, Actinopteri, Synbranchiformes, Synbranchidae. Bases 480 to 1487 code for a protein of 335 amino acids. The record is from RefSeq and is a predicted model, not a curated record. The transcript is spliced from 7 exons.